This is a messenger RNA of Setaria italica (foxtail millet), 1541 nucleotides long. RefSeq names its product ATP-dependent Clp protease proteolytic subunit-related protein 3, chloroplastic. Lineage: Eukaryota; Viridiplantae; Streptophyta; Magnoliopsida; Poales; Poaceae. Gene Ontology annotation, molecular function: serine-type endopeptidase activity; ATPase binding; ATP-dependent peptidase activity. Gene Ontology annotation, cellular component: endopeptidase Clp complex. The coding region runs from base 119 to 1129 and encodes 336 amino acids. Gene Ontology annotation, biological process: protein quality control for misfolded or incompletely synthesized proteins. The transcript has 10 exons. The record is from RefSeq and is a predicted model, not a curated record.
CAAGCAAACGGCAAGCACUCGACGGCUGUCGACUCAUCUGCAGACCAAAUUAUCCACUCGCUUCGCCUCCCACUCCCCCGAGCUCGCACGCACGCCGCGGCGGAGCGCCGCCGCCGCCAUGGCCUCCACGUCCACCUUCCUCUCGAUGCGGAUCCCCACCCCAUCCCCUGCCCACGCCGCCUCUUCGCCUUCCCUCCCGCUUCCCCUGCUCCGGCAGGCGCGGGGCGGCGCGGCGUCCUCGGCUCUGGUGGCACGGGCGGCGCCGGGAGCUCCGUCGCCGCUUUUCAACCCCAGGGGAGACCCUUUCCUGUCCACCCUCGCGGCUGCAUCACCGGAGGACCUAGUGGCCGCCGCUGGUGGCGAGCGCCGCGGCGAGGACCACCUGCCGUUCCUCGAGAUCUUCCAGAACGCCAAGCUCAUGGCCUCGCCCGCGCAGGUGGAACGUUCUAGCAGUUCUUACAGUCAACACAGACCUAGAAGGCCUCCACCAGAUUUGCCUUCAUUGCUUCUUCAUGGUCGAAUUGUUUAUAUUGGAAUGCCGUUGGUGCCAGCAGUGACUGAGCUUGUUGUUGCCCAGUUGAUGUACCUUGAAUGGAUGAACAGUAAAGAGCCUGUUUAUAUAUACAUCAACUCAACAGGAACAGCUCGUGAUGAUGGUGAACCGGUCGGGAUGGAGAGUGAAGGUUUUGCCAUCUACGAUGCAAUGAUGCGUAUGAAAGCUGAGAUCCACACACUCUGUAUAGGAGCUGCAGCUGGUCAUGCUUGUCUUGUGCUUGCAGCUGGAAAGAAAGGCAAACGCUAUAUGUUCCCUCAUGCUAAAGCUAUGAUUCAACAACCUCGUAUACCAUCAUAUGGGAUGAUGCAAGCAUCAGAUGUUGUUAUUCGAGCAAAGGAGGUCGUGCACAACAGGAACACAUUGGUCAAGCUUUUAGCAAGGCAUACGGGAAAUCCACCAGAGAAAAUAGACAAGGUAAUGAGAGGGCCAUUUUACAUGGACUCCUUGAAGGCAAAGGAGUUUGGAGUCAUUGACAAGAUCCUUUGGCGCGGUCAGGAGAAGUACAUGGCUGAUACGCUCUCCCCAGAUGAGUGGGACAAAGUUGCUGGAGUCAGACGCCCUGAUCUAAUGUGAUGUUGCAUACUGGAACAUCAGUACUUAGCUCAAAGCUUGCAAGGGGGCGGAAACAGCUGUCGCUGAACAAUAACGCUCAGUUGUCAAUUGCGACUGUCGGCAAGAGCCAAGGGGAACUUGUAUUACUAGAUAAGUGUAGAUUAGAGCACGGCCCAUCAAAAUAUUAUGGUGUCUGGAUGAGAGCUGGGACGAGCUUUCCACGAAGCCAUUGUUGUUCCUCUCAUUAGUAUCAGGCCGGAUUUUGGUAUUUACUGUUAGUAUAUAGUCCACCCAUUUUGAUCGACCCAAAUGUUGAACUAGCCAAGCUCAUAGUAUUAUCAGCACGAGAUGACGAUUGGGGAUGUGAUAUGUUACCUAGAAAUUUCCAUUGCCAGAAUGCCCUUAUGAUCUGGACGUCUGCGAAUCCGAUCUA